Sparassis crispa is the source of this 1365-nucleotide messenger RNA. RefSeq names its product Putative methyltransferase-like protein. Gene Ontology annotation, cellular component: nucleus. Gene Ontology annotation, molecular function: 23S rRNA (adenine(1618)-N(6))-methyltransferase activity. Gene Ontology annotation, biological process: rRNA base methylation. The coding region runs from base 1 to 1365 and encodes 454 amino acids. The transcript is spliced from 12 exons. NCBI's taxonomy places the organism in Eukaryota, Fungi, Basidiomycota, Agaricomycetes, Polyporales, Sparassidaceae. The record is from RefSeq and is a predicted model, not a curated record.
AUGCAUCCACGCAACCCGUAUCGUACUCCACCAGAUUUUUCGUAUCUGGCCAAACAAUAUCCUGCUCUCAAACCAUACCUCAUCAGUAAGGCCACAGGUACAACGAUCAACUUCAAGGACAACGAAGGACAGAGACGACUCACGGAGGCACUUCUUCACCGCGAUUUCCAAUUAUCUGUAACAAUCCCGGACGACAGGCUUUGUCCCCCUGUACCGAACAGGCUCAACUACAUUUUAUGGAUGCAAGACAUCGUGCAUGCGACCUCCAUCGCGGAACCUGAAAUAUCGAAGAGAAUUAUCAAGGGAGUUGAUAUCGGCACGGGAGCUUCUGCAAUUUAUCCUCUGCUGGGCUGCCAAAUUAAUCCUCAAUGGAGGUUUACUGCCACGGACGUCGAUGACCAUUCACUUCAAUGUGCUCGUCUCAACGUGCAACAAAAUAAUUUGCAGGACCGCAUUACCGUGGUCCAGUCGGAUCCUGCUGGCCCAGUCAUUCUAUCGCUCUUUCCAAAUUGCACGCCGGAAAAGGUUGAAUCAACCGAAACCUCAGACAUGGACUUCGAAUUCAUUAUGUGCAAUCCCCCCUUCUAUAGCAGUCGUGAAGACAUUCUGCACUCCGCCGAGGCCAAGGAGUUCGAGCCUACCUCUGUAUGCACCGGCGCCGAUGUCGAGAUGAUCACCCCAGGUGGCGAAGCUGCGUUUGUCCGGAAGAUAGUGAACGAGAGUCUGACCUUGAAAACGCGCUGCAGAUGGUACACUUCGAUGCUAGGCAAGAUGUCGUCUCUGACAGAUGUCGUUGCGCUGCUGCGCGAGAAAAAUAUCGCAAAUUACGCAUGCACUGAGUUCGUCCAGGGACAGACCCGGCGAUGGGCAAUCGCAUGGUCAUUCGGGGACGUCCACCUUCCUGAUAGUCUAGGCCGGGUCGCUAAUCCCGCACUGCAGCGCCUCAUGCCUCCCCGAAAUACUCUGCGGCAAUCGUAUCCAGGCACAAUUCCAAACCGUUUUGCGUCUGUUACGGUGUCCAUACUUUCUAGCAUAGAUAGUGUCUCAGUCCAGCCGUGUGCAGAAGCUGCUCGACGUCCGCUCGACUUGUUGGUGACGGCGCAUCGGGAUACGUGGUCGAGGGCUAGCAGACGGAGGAAGGCAGACCCUGGCACCAUUCAGACGGACGUCGAUUCUCGGCCGACCUUCUUGUGUCGAAUUCGAAAUAUAGGGGAUAAUGCAGGCGUACCGCAAACGACACAAGGAGGAGACGGGUCGGCGCUCGUGUUCGACUGGGUACGUGGAAUUGACAGAGCACUGUUUGAGAGCUUUGCGAGUCAUGUGGGGAGGAAAGUAUCCGCGAUGUUGAUAUCGGACGUUAGCUAG